AUGGUGUAGGAGAAACGAUCUGGAUAAGGCCCAGAAUAUUGAUUUUGAGCUUUCUGUUCUUGACUCAUUCCCUUGAUUGCUUGAUGAUGCCCCAGCAUGUAGGUCAUACUUAUCCCUAGGAGAGAAGGGUAGAAGUCCAAAUGAGCCAAGAUAAUUGCCCACAGGAGGUAGGCUUCAAUUACAUUUUGAUCCAAUUUCAUGAUUUAUAGGAUAAAAGGAAAAGAAGUAUGAUGGUCAAGACUUCACAAAGGAAGCAACGUGAUUACGUAACCCAAGCCAAGCCAAAACCUGGUUUAAGCAUCGCAAUUCCUUUGAGGAUGUCCAGUUACAUAUUCAAGAGACCGGUUACUAGAAUUACUUCCCAUCCUGGCAAUGAGGUCAGGUGCCAUCAAUGGGAGGAGAACUUAGACAAGCCCCAGCAGGUCUGUUGGCAGAAGAGACUGCAGGGACUCCAGGCCUACAGCAGUGCAGGGGAACUUUUAAGUACUCUGGAUCUUGCCAAAGCCUUGCAAAAAAUUGUACCUAGUUACACAGGUGAAUCCCUGCCCCAGGCUCUUGCUGGUGAUCUGCACUCCAUCUCCAUGCCCACCCCUGGCCCAUCUUCAGACUUGGCGAAGAUGACCCCAGGAGCAGGUCUUGAUAUCUCACAGCUCCUCUGCAAACCAUUUCUGGUAACCGAUGAAGAUAUUAGGAAACAGGAGAGGAAAGUGAAGACAGCAAGGGAGAGGUUGGCAAUAGCACGGAUUGCAGACAGGCUCGCUAGUGAGGCAGAGAAAGUGAGAGGCCAAGAAGAAUGUCCUGAAAAACAUUAAGAAAAGAAAGAGAAGUUAGCACAGACGAAAUGGAGCUCUGUACUUUGUUAGUAUGAUUGGAGCGUCCAUAAUGUUUUCUUGCUUUGAGUUCUUCAAACCUUAAAAUAUACCAUUACUCUGUGUCUCAGUUUCUUAGUGCUGCUGUAACAAAAAUACCACUAAUCGGUGGCUUUAAAGAACAGAAAUUUAUUUUCUCACAGUUCUGGAGGUUAAAAAUCCAAAUAGAGGUCUUGGCCAUGUGAACAAGCAAAAUGACUUGGACACUUGUCUGAAAUUUUAAAAGCCAAGAGGUUUAUUAAGGCCGAACACAUUGCGAUUAGGGUACUAUCUGGUACAAAAUGAAAUGAAGUAGUCUGGAGAAAAACCAUCACACAAGCAUUUUUUAAGGGUCAAAAGAGGAACUAAGCCAUGUUAAACACAGGAAAAUUAAGGAAUAUUGUAAUAAUCACACUCUGAUUGCAUACAUG
This is a messenger RNA of Loxodonta africana (African savanna elephant), 1279 nucleotides long. RefSeq names its product methyl-CpG binding domain protein 3 like 1 (gene MBD3L1). Lineage: Eukaryota; Metazoa; Chordata; Mammalia; Proboscidea; Elephantidae. The transcript has a single exon. The coding region runs from base 228 to 812 and encodes 194 amino acids. The record is from RefSeq and is a predicted model, not a curated record.